GACAGGGGGUGGGGCGAGCAUCGUGAGGUUAUCAUCGUGCGCCGCCCGCGCCGCGGAGAGAGCCGGCGCCUCUUUGACGUCACCACCGCCUGACUGCUUUUCCAGGAGACAGGAGUAGAAGGCCAGCGAGUUGGUCAUAAUGGCAGGUGAAGAAAUUAAUGAAGAUUAUCCAGUAGAAAUUCACGAGUAUUUAUCAACAUUUGAGAAUUCCAUUGGUGCUGUGGAUGAGAUGCUGAAGACCAUGAUGUCUGUUUCUAGAAAUGAGUUGCUGCAGAAGUUGGACCCCCUUGAACAAGCUAAAGUGGAUUUAGUUUCUGCUUACACAUUAAAUUCAAUGUUUUGGGUUUAUUUGGCAACUCAGGGAGUUAAUCCUAAGGAACAUCCAGUAAAGCAGGAAUUGGAAAGAAUCAGAGUGUACAUGAACAGAGUCAAAGAAAUAACAGACAAGAAAAAGGCUGGCAAGCUGGAUAGAGGUGCAGCUUCAAGAUUUGUGAAAAAUGCCCUUUGGGAACCAAAACCUAAAAAUGCAUCCAAAGUUGCCAAUAAAGGAAAAAGUAAAAAUUAACCCUUUGGUUUUGAUGUACACAUGUGGAAAAAGUACAUCAUCUUUAUUGUUUUCCACAAAAUAGAUGAUUAUAUGACAAUGCAAGGUUUAAAUGUAUUCAUUAUUGAAUUCAUAUAUAAAAUUUACAUUUUAAAUUUGUAAUGCUAAAUAUUCUUUUCCCUAGAAAGAUCAAGUUAUCUUUAUUGAUUUUCCUAUAGAGCGUGAUGAGGUUUUUAACAUUGUGAUAUAUUUUAUAUUUAUAGUUUAUCAUCUCUCUUGACAAGACUCUUUAUUUCCUUAUAUAGGUCAACCUUUCAAGUACCAUUUUAUAAGCAACUAGGAAAUUUAAAUUAAAUGUUCUUUGUAAACAUUUGUCUGUUUUAAGUGAAUAAUGACUUUAUGAAGUAUGCUAUCUGAAGGCUAAAGUUAUAAAUACAUCUGUUUUCACUAUAUAAUAUUAAUAAAGGAUGAAAUGACUUAAAUGUCCAUUUUUUUUUUUCUAUGUAGCUACUUUAUCAUGUUUUCAUGAUUUUGGGAAUUAUUGCUUUUUUGAUAUUUGAAGUGUGAAAUUAAAACUUUAAGGUUAUAUUUUAAUUCUUGGCAAUUUGCCUCUAUGUCCCAUUUGAGGUAAAAUAUAUUUUCAUUAACUUUAGAUGGGAAAUGAGGCUGUAUAUUGAUGGCUGAAUUUUGGCAUGAUGGUGAUACCCUAUCAAUAAAGGACUGUAAAGGUUGUAUAGCUGACUGUUUAUUUUUCUCUUUUGUGUAAAUUUGCCCUUGAAAUUAGGAAGAUACGUUAUAGAAAUCAUUAGGAAUAGAGAAACUCAUGAGUUUUUGUUGCUUAUGCAUUGUGCCCUUAGAUCUCUUUUUUUUCAGAUUUUUUGAUUACAUGUUUUUGAGGUGAAAUCAAGUACAUACAGGUAUUUUGGAUCAAUGUUCUAUGUUUAUAUAAUGCCACACUUAAGGAGAGGACAAGUCCACAGGAGAUAAUAUUGUGUUUAUAUUCUGAUUUAUUUUUCCAGAAUAUUUGUUACAGAGAAUUCUAUGUAUUAAAAAUUUUUUUUAAA
Ailuropoda melanoleuca (giant panda) is the source of this 1608-nucleotide messenger RNA. RefSeq names its product C1D nuclear receptor corepressor (gene C1D). The transcript is spliced from 5 exons. The record is from RefSeq and is a predicted model, not a curated record. NCBI's taxonomy places the organism in Eukaryota, Metazoa, Chordata, Mammalia, Carnivora, Ursidae. Gene Ontology annotation, molecular function: RNA binding; DNA binding. Gene Ontology annotation, biological process: maturation of 5.8S rRNA; regulation of gene expression. Gene Ontology annotation, cellular component: nucleolus; exosome (RNase complex). The coding region runs from base 140 to 565 and encodes 141 amino acids.